AUGCCUCCUUUCGCUAACUCUUUAUUAUCAAUACUAGGCACCAAAGUAUCCGAAGACCUUUUUACAUACACGUCUGGCAGAUAUGUGUUCAAUGAAUCUCUCAGGAAGAAGGAGCGCUAUAUCAGGUUUGACGUUGAUGCUUUCAAAAAACUCGCUGCGGGACAUAUAAACCAUGGGAAAGUGGCAGAUAUUACAAAACUGGCAGAAGGGGGCUUCAACCGCGUGUUCCUCCUGACUAUGGAGGAUGGUUUCCAAGCAAUUGCGAAAAUGCCAUACCAGACUGCGCUCCCAAAAUAUUAUGCAACUGCAAGUGAGGCAGCGACCAUGGAGCUAUUGAGGACAAUGAAUAUACCUGUUCCAAACGUGCUUGGAUACUCUGCCUCCAGCGAUAAUCCUGCUGGAGUUGAGUAUAUAAUCAUGGAGAGAGCUCAGGGAACCCAAGUAAAAGAACAAUGGGAUUCUAUGACAAAACGACAAAGGCAUAAAUUGGCCUCCAGUUUUGUGGAAAUUGAAAAGACUUUAUUCUCUCUACCAUUCAGCUCAAUUGGGAGUGUCUAUUUCAAAUCGGAUAUACCAGCUGAGCUUCAAGCGCCGUUACAUGAUGUACCCCCCCUUAGCCAAAGUGAUGGACAAAACAUUCCCGACAAGUUCUGUAUUGGCCCAAUUGCUGAUUACAUGUUCUGGUAUGGGGACCAUGUAUGUGCUGCCUUCACUGAAUGUAUCAAAAUGGCAACUGACUCUUCGACAGGGAACAGCUCUACUGCCUAUCUCCAAUCCAUCGCGGACAAGGAAAUUGAGUGGACACAACAAUACGGAAGGACACUUGAGCUUCAGUUCCCCCACAAUGGCGUGCUGACUGGCAAGCAAAAUCCAGACAUCUACGUUGACCUUUUGCGUAAAUACCUGGCAUUAGCCCCAUAUCUUCUCCCAAGAGAAGGCUCUGAACUAAACACUCCAACUCUCCGGCACCCCGACCUUAACCCAAACAACAUAUUCGUUGACCCUGAAACGUGUGAGAUAACUUGUUUAAUUGACUGGCAACAUACCACGAUCGAACCACGCCUCCUUAUUGCUGGCUAUCCCCGAGCCUUUGAGAACCCCGACACCGAUGAACCGCUCGAUUUAGAAGAGCCAACUCUACCGCCUGAGUAUGACAGCUUAGAGAGCGAUGAGAAAGCCGAAGCGGAUGAACUGUAUCGUCGUAUGCUGAUGACCCAUUACUACCGUAUAUAUACGGGUGUGUACAACAAGCCCCAUCUCAACGCCUUAAGAGAUCCCCUGUUGAACCCAAGGAAACACCUGGUAGAUAGGGCAGGACGCCAGUGGAGUGGAAAUACAAUUACCUUGAAAGGUGCUCUGGUCCGGAUGGUUGAUUACUGGGAUCAACUCCCAGAAACAAAGGGAAUUGAAUGCCCUGUAAAGUUCGACAUACCAGAUCUCGAUGAAUUUCUAAAGCAGGAAGAGAUGUGGCUCUGCUUCAACGCUGUCGUGAAUCAUUGGCGGGAUGAACUGUCUAUCAGUGAAGAUGGCUGGGUUAGUAACGAGAACUAUGAAGCUGCAAUGAAGGGAGUCCAGCGACUCAAGCAGGAUAUGCUCAACAAAGCAGAAGGCGACGAAGAGGACAUCAUCCUGAUCAACAAGGGGUGGCCGUUUGAUGAUCAUGAGGAGAUUAGCUGA
This is a messenger RNA of Trichophyton benhamiae CBS 112371, 1677 nucleotides long. RefSeq lists its product as uncharacterized. Gene Ontology annotation, cellular component: mitochondrion. The transcript is spliced from 3 exons. The coding region runs from base 1 to 1677 and encodes 558 amino acids. NCBI's taxonomy places the organism in Eukaryota, Fungi, Ascomycota, Eurotiomycetes, Onygenales, Arthrodermataceae. The record is from RefSeq and is a predicted model, not a curated record.